Molecule: messenger RNA, 2052 nt
Organism: Sphaeramia orbicularis (orbiculate cardinalfish)
Lineage: Eukaryota; Metazoa; Chordata; Actinopteri; Kurtiformes; Apogonidae
Product: disintegrin and metalloproteinase domain-containing protein 9-like
Exons: 19
Coding region: 1-2052 (683 amino acids)
Biological process (GO): proteolysis
Cellular component (GO): plasma membrane
Molecular function (GO): metalloendopeptidase activity
Source: RefSeq, a predicted model, not a curated record
AUGAGUCUCAGUCUGGCCCUGCUGGAGCUCACCUGUCGAACUGUCAGUAAAGAUUUUUUGGAUGGAUUUAGCUCAAUUCCUUCCAAGUACUCUGUUGUUAAUCCACAAGUGAUUCGCGGAUGGUCAGGGAGCAUCGAUGGAAAUCAGUUUAAAGAUGAAAAUGAAGAUGAGACAAUUUCAUAUUCACUCAACAUAAAAGACAAAAAACACUAUCUUCAUCUGAAAAAGAACAGAGACUUUUUACACCCUAACUUUGUUCAGUAUUCAGGCGGCAAAUCAACAUUUCCCAAACAACAUGUGCACUGUUAUUACCACGGGGAGGUUGAAGGAUACCCUGACUCACUGGUGGCUCUCAGCACCUGCUCCGGCCUCAGUGGUGUGAUCUUUCUUGAAAAUGAGACCUACGGACUUGAACCGAUGCCCAAGUCUACGUCCAAUGAGCAUGUUCUGUACCUGCUGGAGGACGUCCACUCAGAGCCGGUCACCUGUGGCGUCGUCAGUGAAGUCAACGCAAAUGCAACACAAACCCAUACACCCUUUGAACUGGGCCAGUCGCUGAUGUCACUGCUGCAGAAAAAGCGCAAUUUGCCAGAAACCAGUUACGUAGAGUUGGCACUGGUUGUGGAUAACCUCAGGUAUGUGUUCAGGAAACAAAAUGAGACAGCAGUAAGAGAGGAGAUGGUUCAAAUGGCCAAUCUACUGGAUGGGUAUUAUAAGCGGCUGAAUAUCCGUGUGGUGCUGGUGGGUCUGGAGGUUUUUAAGGAGAGUAAUCCUUUUAGCGUGGACGGCUCGGCAAGAGCGGUAUUAGGACGCUUUGUCAAGUGGAGGAAAGAGACACUGAUACCAAAACUCAGACAUGACAUCGGGCAGCUCAUUGUCGGCCGGCCUAAUGUAUAUGCAGGUGGUGUCGUGGGCAUCGCCUUUGUGGGUACCGUCUGCUCCGAGGCGACCUCCGGAGGAAUCAACGUGUUCGGCAAUGGCAAUCUGAAUUAUGCCUCCACCGUGGUGGCCCAUGAGAUGGGCCAUAACCUUGGCAUGCAACAUGAUGACGGUCGCUGCAGCUGCAGUGGAAGCUGCAUAAUGGCUGCCAUUGUCAGUGGGUCCACCACAUUCAGUACAUGCAGUGGAGAUGACUUUGAGAAGCUGAUCCGUGGAGGAGGUGGUGUGUGUCUGAAAAACAUGCCCUCCCAAUCUGAUAUUGUUGGUAUUGCAAAGUGUGGCAAUGGCCUGUUGGAGGAAGGAGAGCAGUGUGACUGUGGCACACCCCAGGAAUGCACAAACAAAUGCUGUGAUGCCGCUACCUGCAGGUUUACAGCCGGUUCACCCUGUACAAAUGGGAGCUGCUGCAGCGACUGUCAGAUCAAAGUUGCUGGAACAUUAUGUCGAAGCGCUAUCAACACAUGUGACCUCCCAGAAUUCUGUAAUGGCCAGAGUGCUUUCUGUCCUGAGGAUUUCUACAUUAUGGAUGGUCUGACCUGUGAAAAUAACACCGCCUACUGCUAUGAAGGCCAAUGUCAGACGUAUGAUUUCCAAUGCAGACAUCUCUUCGCACCAGAUCCAGCGACAAAGGCAGCCGAUGCUUGCUUCCAACAUGCCAAUACAAAGGGGAACUUAUUUGGAAACUGUGGAAAUACCAGCAAUGGACUGUACAUCAAAUGCGCUGCAGCGGAUGCCAUGUGUGGAAAGGUGCAGUGCACUAAUGUGGACGUCAACAACCCCCCUUCCGGCGCCCAUGUCAGUAUCCAAAUAAUUAAUGGGUCUUCUUGCGUUAAUGCAGACUUCAACCUUGGCGUGUUAGAUCCUGCGUAUGUAAACCCUGGCAGCCCUUGUGCUGAAGGAAAGGCCUGUAUUGACUUUAAAUGUGUGGAUGCCGCCGCCCUGCUGCCUAAUCUGAAUUGUGACGCUAACACCACCUGUCAUCGCCACGGGGUUUGUAACAAUAAUGGGAACUGUCACUGUGAUGACGGGUGGGCGCCACCCAGCUGUGACAGGCCGGGACGAGGAGGGAGUGUAGACAGUGGACCUGCUAUGAUAGGUGAGGUGAAUGAAUGA